Messenger RNA from Myotis davidii, 8152 nucleotides. RefSeq names its product inositol 1,4,5-trisphosphate receptor type 3 (gene ITPR3). Gene Ontology annotation, biological process: calcium ion transmembrane transport. Lineage: Eukaryota; Metazoa; Chordata; Mammalia; Chiroptera; Vespertilionidae. The record is from RefSeq and is a predicted model, not a curated record. Gene Ontology annotation, cellular component: membrane; endoplasmic reticulum. Gene Ontology annotation, molecular function: inositol 1,4,5 trisphosphate binding; inositol 1,4,5-trisphosphate-gated calcium channel activity.
AUGACUGGAUGGCUGGUGGAUGACCGCUGUGUGGUGGAGCCCGCGGCGGGGGACCUGGACAACCCCCCCAAGAAGUUCCGAGACUGCCUCUUCAAGGUGUGCCCCAUGAACCGCUACUCGGCCCAGAAGCAGUACUGGAAGGCCAAGCAGACCAAGCAGGACAAGGAGAAGAUCUCCGACGUGGUGCUGCUGCAGAAGCUGCAGGUCAACUCUGUGAACUGCAACACCAGCUGGAAGAUCAACCUGUUCAUGCAGUUCCGCGACCACCUGGAUGAGGGGGUGAAAGGGGUGGUCGUGGGGGACAAGGUGAUCCUCAAUCCCGUCAACGCGGGGCAGCCCCUGCAUGCCAGCAAUUACGAGCUCAGCGACAAUGCCGGCUGCAAGGAGGUGAGUGGCAUGGGGGGCCGGCCGCUCAGGGAGGGGCUGUUUCCCAUCUACCCUUGCUCUGUGCCUUUCCCUCAAAACCUGCACGUCAUCCACACAUCAAUCAAAGCUCAGCCCAUGUGCCACCUCCUCCCAGAAGCCUUCCCUGAUUACACAUGCCAGCUUCCCAUCUAUGGGGACGUGGUGCGGCUGUUCCACGCGGAGCAGGAGAAGUUCCUGACGUGCGACGAGUACAAGGGCAAGCUGCAGGUGUUCCUGCGCACCACGCUGCGCCAGUCCGCCACCUCGGCCACCAGCUCCAACGCCCUCUGGGAGGUGGAGGUGGUCCACCACGACCCCUGCCGUGGAGGCGCUGGCCACUGGAACGGCCUGUACCGCUUCAAGCACCUGGCCACGGGCAACUACCUGGCUGCCGAGGAGAACCCCAGCUAUAAGGGUGAUGCCUCUGACCCCAAGGCAGCAGGAGCGGGAGCGCAGGGCCGCCCAGGCCGUCGGAACGCUGGGGAGAAAAUCAAGUACCGCCUGGUGGCUGUGCCCCACGGCAAUGACAUCGCCUCGCUCUUUGAGCUGGACCCCACCACGCUGCAGAAAACCGACUCCUUCGUGCCCCGGAACUCGUAUGUGCGGCUGCGACUUCUGUCCCUGCAGCUGGGCACCUGCCCCACCAAGGAGGACAAGGAGGCCUUUGCCAUCGUGUCGGUUCCCGUGUCUGAGAUCCGAGACCUGGACUUUGCCAACGAUGCCAGCUCCAUGCUGGCCAGCGCCGUGGAGAAGCUGAACGAGGGCUUCAUCAGCCAGAACGACCGCAGGUUCGUCAUCCAGCUGCUGGAGGACCUGGUGUUCUUUGUCAGCGACGUCCCCAACAACGGGCAGAACGUCCUGGACAUCAUGGUCACCAAGCCCAACCGGGAGCGGCAGAAACUGAUGCGGGAGCAGAACAUCCUCAAGCAGAUCUUUGGCAUUCUGAAGGCUCCCUUCCGCGACAAGGGCGGGGAGGGCCCCCUGGUGCGGCUGGAGGAGCUGUCGGACCAGAAGAACGCCCCCUACCAGCACAUGUUCCGCCUCUGCUACCGGGUGCUGCGGCACUCCCAGGAGGACUACCGCAAGAACCAGCCACUGGGGAAGGGGAGCUGCUCUGAGCGCCCCCAUCCCUGCUGUCACCCCAGGUUCCUGGACUACCUCUCUGACCUGUGUGUGUCCAACCACAUCGCCAUCCCCGUCACCCAGGAGCUCAUCUGCAAGUGUGUGCUGGACCCCAAGAACAGCGACAUCCUCAUCCAGACCGAGCUUCGGCCCGUGAAGGAGAUGGCCCAGGCCCACGAGUACCUGUGGCCGGUGCAUGGUGGAGCCCAAGCCCCUUUGCCACUUUCUCACGCGUCCCUCAAGCCCAGGCCCUGCCAGGCCCUCACCAUGCCCCCUGCACGCAGGUACCAGCUGAAGCUCUUUGCCCGCAUGUGCCUGGACCGGCAGUACCUGGCCAUCCACGAGAUCUCCCAGCAGCUGGGCGUCGACCUGAUCUUCCUGUGCAUGGCCGACGAGAUGCUGCCCUUUGACCUGCGCGCCUCCUUCUGCCACCUGAUGCUGCACGUGCACGUGGACCGCGACCCCCAGGAGCUGGUCACGCCUGUCAAGUUUGCCCGCCUCUGGACCGAGAUCCCCACGGCCAUCACCAUCAAGGACUAUGACUCCAACCUCAACGCCGCCCGAGAUGACAAGAAGAACAAGUUCGCCAGCACCAUGGAGUUCGUGGAGGACUACCUCAACAACGUGGUCGGCGAGGCCGUGCCCUUCGCCAACGAGGACAAGAACAAGCUCACCUUCGAGGUGGGCACGCUGCUCAGCAUCAUCGACUGCGUGCAGGGCCCGCCCGCCAUGCUGCAGGCCUACGAGGACUCCGCCGGCAAGAACGUGCGGCGGUCCAUCCAGGGCGUGGGCUCACUAGUUCCCCCCACACCCCUUGGGGACUUAGAAACUGGAGCUCCCAGCCUGCCGGCCGAGGCCGGGGCCGCGGAGCCGCUGGACAGAAGCAAGUUCGAGGAGAAUGAGGACAUCGUGGUGAUGGAGACCAAGCUGAAGAUCCUGGAGAUCCUGCAGUUCAUCCUCAACGUCCGCCUGGAUUACCGCAUCUCCUACCUGCUGUCCGUCUUCAAGAAGGAGUUUGUGGAGGUGUUUCCCAUGCAGGACAGCGGGGCCGACGGCACAGCCCCUGCCUUCGACUCCACCACUGCCAACAUGAACCUGGAUCGCAUCGGAGAGCAGGCGGAGGCCAUGUUUGGAGUGGGGAAGACGAGCAGCAUGCUGGAGGUGGACGACGAGGGCGGCCGCACGUUCCUGCGCGUGCUCAUCCACCUCACCAUGCACGACUACCCGCCGCUCGUCUCGGGGGCCCUGCAGCUGCUCUUCAAGCACUUCAGCCAGCGCCAGGAGGCCAUGCACACCUUCAAGCAGGUGCAGCUGCUGAUCUCCGCCCAGGACGUGGAGAACUACAAGGUCAUUAAGGCGGAGCUGGACCGGCUGCGGACCAUGGUGGAGAAGUCGGAGCUGUGGGUGGACAAGAAGGGCAGCGGCAAGGGCGAGGAGGUGGAGGCGGGCACCGCCAAAGACAAGAAGGAGCGGCCCACGGACGAGGAAGGCUUCCUGCCGCCGCCGGGGGAGAAGAGCAGUGAGAACUACCAGAUCGUCAAGGGCAUCCUGGAGCGGCUGAACAAGAUGUGCGGCGUCGGGGAGCAGAUGAGGAAGAAGCAGCAGCGGCUGCUCAAGAACAUGGAUGCCCACAAGGUCAUGCUGGACCUGCUGCAGAUCCCCUACGACAAGGGCGAUGCCAAGAUGAUGGAGAUCCUGCGCUACACACACCAGUUCCUGCAGAAGUUCUGUGCGGGGAACCCCGGCAACCAGGCCCUGUUGCACAAGCACCUGCACCUCUUCCUCCGCUCUGACCUCUGACGGACGCCUGCGCCCCUCCUGGAGGCAGAGACCAUGCAGCACAUCUUCCUGAACAACUACCAGCUGUGCUCGGAGGUCAGCGAGCCGGUGCUGCAGCACUUCGUGCACCUGCUGGCCACGCACGGGCGCCACGUGCAGUACCUGGACUUCCUGCACACCGUCAUCAAGGCCGAGGGCAAGUACGUCAAGAAGUGCCAGGACAUGAUCAUGACUGAGCUGACCAACGCAGGGGAUGACGUGGUCGUGUUCUACAACGACAAGGCCUCGCUGGCCCACCUGCUGGACAUGAUGAAGGCCGCCCGGGACGGCGUGGAGGACCACAGCCCGCUCAUGUACCACAUCUCCCUGGUGGACCUGCUGGCCGCCUGCGCCGAGGGCAAGAACGUCUACACGGAGAUCAAGUGCACCUCCCUGCUGCCCCUGGAGGACGUGGUGUCCGUGGUGACCCACGAGGACUGCAUCACGGAGGUGGCUGCGUCCACGCGGGAGCUGACGGGGAGGCGGCCGUGUGGGACGUGGGCCUCUCUCUGCGCCCAGGUGUGCAGUAAGCGGGAGAAGCGCCUGGCCGACCCCACCCUGGAGAAGUACGUGCUGAGCGUGGUGCUGGACACCAUCAGCGCCUUCUUCAGCUCCCCGUUCUCCGAGAACAGCACCUCCCUGCAGACACACCAGACGAUCGUGGUGCAGCUGCUGCAGUCCACCACGCGGCUGCUCGAGUGCCCGUGGCUGCAGCAGCAGCACAAGGGCUCGGUGGAGGCCUGCAUCCGGACCCUGGCCAUGGUGGCCAAGGGCCGGGGCAUCUCGCUGCCCAUGGACCUGGAUGCCCACAUCAGCUUGGUGCUCAGCAGUGGCGCCAGCUGUGUGGCUGCCGCCCAGCGGAACGCUUCCAACUACAAGGCGUCCACGCGGGCCUUCCCGCGAGUCACCCCCACGGCCAACCAGUGGGACUACAAGAACAUCAUCGAGAAACUGCAGGUGGGUGUGGGCGGCCACGGGAGUGGUUGGGGAGGGCGGUGCUUGAGGAGCACCCCUUCCUGUGCCGCCCGCGCCCUCCUCGGGGGCUGCUCACUGCAGGGAGGACCCAGGGCCCGCUGGUGGGGUCGGUGCUCACGCGGGUCAGGACCCUGCACAGUCCUGGCAGCACCUGUCCGCUCAGGCCGUGCACCUGUCCACUGUCUCGUUGAGCUGGAGGGGGGCCCGCAGCUCCCAGCCAGGGGCUCUGAGCAGACAGACGGCAUCCUCUGUCACACCAAGGACCUCAUGCAGUCGGAGGAGAAGCUGUGCGUCAAGGUGCUGCGGACGCUGCAGCAGAUGCUGCUCAAGAAGGCCAAGUACGGGGACCGGGGCAACCAGCUGCGCAAGAUGCUGCUGCAGAACUACCUCCAGAACCGCAAGUCCAGCUCGCGGGGGGACCUCCCGGACCCCAUGGGCGUCGGCCUGGACCAGGACUGGUCAGCCAUCGCGGCCACCCAGUGCCGGCUGGACAAGGAGGGGGCCACCAAGCUGGUGUGUGACCUCAUCACCAGCACCAAGAACGAGAAGGUCUUCCAGGAGAGCAUCGGCCUGGCCAUCCGCCUGCUGGACGGCGGGAACACCGAGAUCCAGAAAUCCUUCUACAACCUGAUGACGAGCGACAAGAAGUCCGAGCGCUUCUUCAAGGUGCUGCACGACCGCAUGAAGCGGGCGCAGCAGGAGACCAAGUCCACGGUGGCCGUCAACAUGAGCGACCUGGGCAGCCAGCCCCGCGAGGACCGGGAGCCAGCAGACCCCACUGCCAAAGGUCAGGGUGGGGGCCAGGGUCACGGAGGGGUGCCAGCUGGUGGGGUCAGAGGGCUCAGGGGGAGGGAACACCCUAUUUCAGUCCCCCUGCCCCCCUCUCACCUGCCCUCUAGCCAUGCCACACCACACCCCCUCACCUGUGCUCUGCAGAACUUCCUGCGCUGUCAGAACAACAAGACCAACUACAACCUGGUGUGCGAGACGCUGCAGUUCCUGGACAUCAUGUGCGGCAGCACCACGGGCGGCCUGGGGCUGCUGGGGCUCUACAUCAACGAGGACAACACCUGCAUCGUGACGCACGAGUCCAACGGCAUCGACAUCAUCACUGCGCUCAUUCUCAACGACAUCAGCCCCCUGUGCAAGUACCGGAUGGACCUGGUGCUGCAGCUCAAGAACUCGGAGGUGAGCCCACGCGAAGUGGGCCACAACAUCUACAUCCUGGCGCUGCAGCUCUCCAGGCACAACAAACAGCUGCAGCACCUGCUGAAGCCCGUGAAGCGCAUCCAGGAGGAGGAGGCCGAGGGCAUCUCUUCCAUGCUGAGCCUCAACAACAAGCAGCUGUCGCAGAUGCUCAAGUCGUCAGCGCCUGCGCAGCAGGAGGAGGAGGACCCCCUGGCCUACUACGAGAACCACACGUCCCAGAUCGAGGUGGGGCCGGNNNGCAGCAUGGAGCAGAUCGUGUUCCCGGUGCCUGCCAUCUGCCAGUUCCUGACGGAGGAGACCAAGCACCGGCUCUUCACCACCACGGAGCAGGACGAGCAGGGCAGCAAAGUGAGCGACUUCUUCGACCAGUCCUCCUUCCUGCACAACGAGAUGGAGUGGCAGCGCAAGCUCCGCAGCAUGCCGCUCAUCUACUGGUUCUCCCGCCGCAUGACCCUGUGGGGCAGCAUCUCCUUCAACCUGGCCGUGUUUAUCAACAUCAUCAUCGCCUUCUUCUACCCCUAUGUAGAGGGCGCGUCCACAGGGGUGCUGGACUCGCCGCUCAUCUCGCUGCUCUUCUGGAUCCUCAUCUGCUUCUCCAUCGCCGCCCUGUUCACCAAGCGCUACAGCGUCCGCCCGCUCAUCGUGGCGCUCAUCCUGCGCUCCAUCUACUACCUGGGCAUCGGGCCCACGCUCAACAUCCUGGGUGCCCUCAACCUGACCAACAAGAUCGUGUUCGUGGUGAGCUUCGUGGGCAACCGCGGCACCUUCAUCCGGGGCUAUAAGGCCAUGGUCAUGGACAUGGAGUUCCUCUACCACGUGGGCUACAUCCUGACUAGCGUCCUGGGCCUCUUUGCCCACGAGCUCUUCUACAGCAUCCUGCUCUUCGACCUCAUUUACCGGGAGGAGACGCUGUUCAACGUCAUCAAGAGCGUGACCCGCAACGGCCGCUCCAUCCUGCUGACCGCCCUGCUGGCCCUCAUCCUCGUCUACCUCUUCUCCAUCGUGGGCUUCCUCUUCCUCAAGGAUGACUUCAUCCUCGAGGUGGACCGGCUGCCCAGCAACCACUCCCGAGCCAGCCCCCUGGGGAUGCCGCACGGAGCGGCCACGUUCAUGGGCACGUGCAGCGGGGACAGGAUAGACUGUGGCUCAGGGGUCUCGGUGCCCGAGGUCCUGGAAGAGGACGAGGAGCUGGACAGCGCGGAGCGGGCCUGUGACACCCUGCUCAUGUGCAUCGUCACGGUCAUGAACCACGGGCUGCGCAACGGCGGCGGCGUGGGCGACAUUCUCCGCAAGCCCUCCAAAGACGAGUCUCUCUUCCCGGCCCGCGUGGUCUACGACCUCCUGUUCUUCUUCAUCGUCAUCAUCAUCGUGCUGAACCUCAUCUUCGGGGUGAUCAUCGACACCUUCGCCGACCUGAGGAGCGAGAAGCAGAAGAAGGAGGAGAUCCUCAAGACCACGUGCUUCAUCUGCGGUCUGGAGAGGGACAAGUUUGAUAACAAGACGGUGUCGUUUGAGGAGCACAUCAAGUUCGAGCACAACAUGUGGAACUACCUGUACUUCAUCGUGCUGGUCCGCGUGAAAAACAAGACCGACUACACGGGGCCCGAGAGCUACGUGGCCCAGAUGAUCAAGAACAAGAACCUGGACUGGUUCCCCCGGAUGAGGGCCAUGUCCCUCGUGAGCAACGAAGGGGAGGGGGAGCAGAACGAGAUCCGGAUUCUUCAGGACAAGCUGAGCUCCACCAUGAAGCUGGUGUCCCACCUCACCGCCCAGCUCAAUGAGCUCAAGGAGCAGAUGACCGAGCAGCGGAAACGCAGGCAGCGCCUGGGCUUUGUGGACGUCCAGAACUGCAUGAGCCGCUGAGCCCGCGAGACCCGCCGAAGCCUGCGCCGGGCGCUGGUACUGAGCUGUGGCUGGGAACACUGCCCUUCUCUCGGUCGGGUGGCCCAGCCAGCUCACCAGCUCGAGGCCAGGUGCCCACCCAGCCUCCAGCUCCUGCUAUGCCAGACUCCCCUGAGCCAACCCGGGUGCUGGCCAGCACGGAAGGGGAGCCCUUAGAACUCAGACACUCACUGGGACUCAGUUUACCUUAUUGCCUUAAAGACGUCUCUUAGAGGAUUGCUUUGUCCCUUAAAGCAGUAACUGACAUUCCUCUACUCCUCCUGGGGGCGGUUAGGAGUGGGGUCACCUCUUUAUUCCAAGCACUACGUUUUGGUUGCUGCCCGCCUCCGGGGGAGGAGCCGUGAUGCUGUUGCCGGGACACUAGGGCUUUGUUACUAAGUUAUUCCCGGGUGCCCAGCCCCGCACGCCUCCUGUGCCUCAGGUCUGCCGUAGACAGUGCAGACCGUAGACAGUGCAGACUGUGUCCCGGCCGCCCUUGGCGUGGCCUAGCCUCAGCCCCAGCCCCAGGGGACUGCCGGCCGAGGGUGGAGGCCCUGCUCCUGGGCCCUGCCUCUUCCUGGGCCUCUGGGGUCACAGGCUGAAGGGGCAGGGCUGGGUGCGUGACUGGCUGGUUUUUGACCGCUUGUUUUUUCUCCUUUUGGUGUAAUGUUUUACAAAUCCUUUGGCCUGAGAACUAAUAUGUUAAUUACCUUAAAUAAAUUAAUAGAAAUAUAGUUCAUUA